Molecule: messenger RNA, 5855 nt
Organism: Apis cerana (Asiatic honeybee)
Lineage: Eukaryota; Metazoa; Arthropoda; Insecta; Hymenoptera; Apidae
Source: RefSeq, a predicted model, not a curated record
CUAUAAUUUUGAUUUCAAUUAUUAACGAUUCGAAUGAUAAUUGAUAUUUAUAAAUAUAUGAUAUAGAUACGCAUGAAUACGCAUAUUUUGUUUGUAUGGGUAUUCAACUGAUGACCUAUAAUUGUCUUUAGUAAUCAAUUAGCUUUCAAACGUGGAAGAAUCACUAAUUGUUUUGAGAUCAUGAGAUCUUUCAGUAUUUUACUUCUUAUCGGUUACAUCGAUUUUAUUUUUGCACACAUUUCCAUAACCAAUCAUUUAGAUGAAAAAUUAAGGCAAACAAAAAUUGAAAUAGCCAAACUUCAUAUUCGAGAAGAACCAACAGUUGAAAGAAAAGUAUACAAUGUAAAAUGGAAUCGAUUGUGGAAAGAAGAUCUCAAUAAAGAACUACCUUUCAUAAUAAAUGCAUUCAAUAAAAUAUUUUUGGUAGAAGCAAAUCGUUUUAUAACAUUUUCAUUUGAUGCUUCUAACAAUAUCUCAUCUCGAGAAAUAAUUCCAAUCUCUAAUAAUGGUUCCAUUAAAUUUAUCAGAAGUAUUAUCUGGAAAAAUGUACUUUAUUUGCUAAUUUGUUAUAUAACCGGUUUCUGUACUAUUUAUACACAAACAAAUAAUUUACAAUUAAGAUAUCGUCAUACCAUUCGAUACGAGGGAUGUCCUAUGGAUGCUAACUUCUUCGUUCGUGACAAUCGACUUUAUCUCGUAGUGGCCGAUAAUUUCGGUCAAUUUCCUGUGCGGUCUUCAAUAUAUCAUUGGAAAGAAACGUAUAUGGAUGAAAUAAAGAAUAUAAUAACUACUGCUGUAGUAUCAGUCACUACAUUUAAAUACAAACAAUCGACAAUUAUAAUAUUUGCACAAAAUAAUGAAAAUAUUCCCAAUAUUGGUUCCAUGGUAUAUGAAUUUACAGAAACCAGUUUAGAUAAAAUACAAUUCUUGAAAACCUCAAAUCCAAUUUCCGUUCAUCAUUAUAGACAUGCAGGAUUUAAUUUUAUUUUAUUAAUAAAUCAAUAUGAACCAAGUAAUUUACUUUGGUGGGAUGGAUAUGAACUGUUAAACUGGCAACAAAUCCCAGAAAUAGAAAUACCUGAUUUAAUUCAUAUCGUGAAUAUCAAUGAUAAUAAUUUUUUUUUUGUAGUCUAUAAUAAUAUUUUAAAAUUAUACAAAUUUGAAAAUACAUCAAAUUGCACUCUAAUAAGUACUAUGAAGUUACCUAGUGGAAUGUUUUUGAUUGACAUACGAACUCGAAUCGACAAAUCUGUGGUAAAUAUCAUGUUGAUUAUCAUGAAUUCAGAUCAAAUUUACAGUAUAGAAUCAUGGGAGCUAAAAAUUGAAGAAAUUUUUCCUGAACAUUCGAUUAAAAAAAGCGAUACUUUAUCGAAACAUUUAACCGAAUUAGUUGAAAUGUUGCAACAAAGGAAACCUUUCUUAGAAAAAACUACAGCCUUAUGGUCUCUUUUAUUCUCUGCACAUGAAGAUUUAACAAUACCAAAACUUUUAAUCUUACAAGAUUUAAUAUUAGAUUCAGGAACUGUGAAAAACAUUAAUAUCUUCAUAGAUGAAAAUAUUAUAAUACCUCGAGAACUAGAACAAUAUAUGGAAAAUUUAAUCCAUGAAAUUGAUAAUGUUUUAAUGUCUAAACUUUUAAUGUGGAAUAAUAUAAAUAGAGAUAUCAUUAUUGAUGGAGAUGCGUUUAUCGAAGAACUGCAGAUUGAUAAACUGAUUGUAGAUUUUUUUAAUGAUAUUGAUAUUUAUUCGAAUGAUAUUACAGAUUCAAGUAAAAUGCAAAAAUUUUCAAUUUCACUACAGAAAGAAGACAUGAUUAUAAAUGAUCUUAAAGUAGAAUCUAUUUGUGGAAUUCCAUUCCGAUAUUGGUCUCUAGCUAGUGAUGUAUUAAAAUUAGAAAUAAAUUUAACAUCAGAUAAAAUUGAAUUUUCAAAUGAUACUAUAUAUUUAAAUUCGAAUAUAUCGUUAAUGAAUUUAAAUAUAAAAAUGUUAAAUGGCACGAAUAUCAACGAACUUUUUGAUAAAUUAUUUAUCAUUAAUCACAAUCAGAAAAUUAAAGGAAAUAUUAUUUAUAAUAAUAUGUUAAAAAUCCAAAAUCUUACAAUACAAAUGUUGAAUGAAAAGUCAUGGAAUAAAUAUAUGAAUACAAUAACUAAUCAAACUUUUAAUAAUUUUAUAGCAAAAAAAUUUAGAGUAGAAAAUUUGUUCGCGGAUUCGAUAAAUGAUACUCCAGUUUCAAAAGCAGCGCGAAUAUCUAUUGAAAACAUAAUCAAAGGAGAUGCAAAAAUUGCGAAAUUACAUGUAACAAAGAAAUUUAUAGUUGAUUCAAAAUUCAAAAUAUCAGAUAUUCCAUAUCAAAUAUAUUCUAAUGUUUCCAUUCAAGGUAACGUGAAGAUAAAAACUCUAGAAUUGGACAAUUAUAUGCAAAUCUUUUUAAAUAAUGAAAAAAUAAAUCUUAAUAAUAUUCUCAAUGUUUUUUGGACAAAAUCAAGCAAUCAAAUAAUUAAAAAUGAUAUCAUUUUUGAAAAUAAUUUAACUAUAGAUUACUUUAACACAAAGUACUUGAAUGGAUUUUCUGAAGAAGAAUUUUUGUAUACUACUGUAUCAAUCAUUCCAAAAAGUUUUGAAAAAUUACAUUUUGAAAAUAUUUACGUAGAUGAUAUGUUUUUCGUUGAAGAAAAAAAUGAUAGUUUCUUCGAAAUUACUCCAGAAUCUAUAAUAAUUCGAGAAAAAUUAUGUGUAAGACAUAUACACGGAAACAAAUUAUUCAUUGAUAUUUUCAAUGAUGUUCCUAUUGACAAUAUUUUAAACCAAAAACAGCCUCAUAUUUUUCUACAAAACAUGACUUUUUCUAAGAUUAAAACUAAACAAAUAUUUGUAAAUAAACUUAAUUUUCUCUUUUUUAGUGACACAAAUAAUACUUUUUUUUUACAAAAUAACAAAUAUCAGAAAAUUAAAUUUAUGAAAGUUCCGAAAUUUUGUUUAGAAAAUCUCAAUAUUGAAAAAAUUAAUAAUCUUGAAGUAAAAAAACUUGGAUCAUUAAAAAAUAUGAAGUUAUCUGAUUUAAAAGAUUUAGUAAUACAUGGUGAUUUAAAUGUUAAAAAUUUAAAUAUUAUUUAUUUAAACGAUAUUGCUAAAAAAAAUAUCGUAUUCAAUAUUAUUAAUAAAAUUGAGUUUCAAAAAUUAACCGUAGAGAAUAUUACAUUAAAAUCCCUACAUGAUCUUGAUAUGAAUAACUUUUUUAAAGAUUUUCUUUCGAAAUCAACAGAACAAAAUAUACCUAUAAAAUUCAUUUUUUAUAAAGUUAAUGUUAAUAAUAUCAAAACUAAGAUUAUUAAUUAUCAAGAUAUCUCUAAUUUGAUAUGGAUUGAUAAACCUUUAUUGGUAGAGAACAUCAAAUUUGAUAAUUUAAUUGUGGAAGGAGAUAUUGUAACAAAAAAAUUAAACAAUUUUGUUUUUGAUGAGUUAUAUUCAAGUUUGAUCAAUGUGUCAAUAUCAAAAAUCACUAAUUUAAAAAUAGACGGAAAUAUUUUUUGGGAUACUUUCUCAAUAAACUCCACUUCUUUGACAUUCUUAUUCAAAAAUGCAGUAACCAAAACAAAGAAUCAAACUAUUCAAAACAAUAUAAUUUUUCAAAAAAAUAUAUCAGCAUCAACAGUUAAAACACAAUCUAAAGAAAUAGACAAAAUAUAUAAUAUUAUUUUAGAUGCUGUGAUAGAUGAUGAGAAAAAUAUUGAAGUAAUUGGUCAAAAAAUUUUUAAAGAGAAUCUAUAUAUUGAUACUAUAUCAGUAAUUAAUGAUAUUAAUAUUUCUAUGAUUAACAAUGUUAAUAUUCUCGAAUUUAAUAAUUCCGUAGUAAGAAAAGAUCGAGAAGCAAUAAUAACUGGAAUUAUAACUUUUUUCGAUGAUGUCAUAAUUGAUCAAAUUCUUGUCAAUAAUAAUGUUCAUAAUAUUCUCUUGAAAGAUGUUGUUCUGGCGACUGAUAUAUUACCAACUCACAUAUUUUUUAAAAAUCUUAUUAUAUUAAAAAAUGUACAUUUGAAGAAUUUUGAUAAAGUAGAUUUUGAUGAAUUCUUAAAAAAUCGUGUAGCCAUUGACAAAGAAAAUGAAAUAUUUUUUGAUGUACAUUUUAAUGAUAUUAUAGAAAUAACAGAGAAUGCAAAUGCAUCAAUGCUCAAUAAUAUUUAUAUUUCCGAUUUGGCUCUAAAUGAAAGUAAGGAAAUACAAAUAAUAUCUGAUUCAAAGAUCUUUGAAGAAAAUUUCAUAGUAAAUGGCAAUAUUUACACAUCGUUUAUUAAUGGGAUAAACAUAUCAUUAGAAUAUUAUAGCGGUGUACAAAAUGAUGAAGAUGUUAAAAUCAUCGGAGAUUUGAUUUUUGAGUCAAAAAUUAAAGUUCCAGAAAAUGUAUCCGUUUUCAACUUAAUAAACGAAAUAAAUUUAUAUACCAUUCUUUAUAAUCUACAAGAACAGAUACAUCAAAUCUAUCGCGUAUUCGUACUGAAUGAAAUUAAAAUAAAGGAGAGCAUUAUUCAAUCUUUCUUAAUUUCUAAAACUCUUACGAAUAUUUUUUCAUAUUUAGAAAUAGAACAAAAGUUAAAAAUUCAAACACCUAAUAUUAAGAAGAUUGAUGUUGCUUAUUAUGAACAGAUUACAAAACUGAAUAUGUUUGGAGAAGAAACAGGACAUCUUUGUGGACUUUCAAAUAAUUGUUCUUGUCCAAUUGAAUAUAUAGCUGAACUUACCAAAAAAAGUUGUCAAAUUCGAAAAAUGAAUAAUAACAAAAUAAUAAGAAAUUAUCAAUAUUUUCAUAAUACAUACGGUAUAAACAUAGAAUCAAAUGCAAUAUCAUAUAGUCGUGAAUGUACAUUAAAUAAUACAGAAAACGAAUUCAUUACAAUUUCAUGGAUUAAACCUAAUAUAAUUGAUACUGAAGAUAUAUUAACUAAUGUAAAGGAAACAUUUUUAAAAAUUCGAGGUUUCAUAAAAGAUGCAAAAUUUUUCACACAUAAUAAUGCUACUUUCCUUGCACUAGCAGUAUAUUUUGAUACGAUACAUACAACACAUCAAACAAAUUCUCUAAUUUACAAGAUUGAUUUUAAGAACAAUACAUUAUUCUUAUAUCAAAACAUAUCCACUGAUGGAGCUUGGACUAUUGAAAUUUUUAAAAGGAAUCACGAUGUAUAUCUUCUAUUUGGUUGUUUUGGAAACUCCGAAAAAUCAUCUUUAUAUAAAUUAGAUGCUUAUACUUCCAAAUUUAUAAUAAUCAGAACUUUUGAAGGUAAAACGCGCAAUGUAAAAAGUUUAAUUCAAGAACAAGAUUGUUUUGUUUUCUUAGAUGAUUUUGAGACAAAUGCAAUAAAUAUAUUUUAUUACAAUUCAGAAUUCGAUAAUUUUUACAAUUAUCAAACUCUUUUCUAUAAUUCACAAGUUUAUGGAAUAGAAUGUUUUUACAUGAACGAAUUUAGUCAAACCAAUUCCUUUAUCAUUGUCACAACAGAAAAUGAUAAAUUUUAUAUUUAUGAAUAUAUGCAUGCACAAAAAUUCCAAUUGAAGAUACAUCACCGCACAAAUGAUUUACAAAUAAUGGUACCUUUCUAUCAUUUAGAAAAUUAUUAUAUCUUUAUGGGUACAAGCACAAAUAGUACUAUACUACGAAUCAUAAAACAAGGACCCUAAAAAAAUUUUAUAAGAAUCUUAUUAUACGAGUUUAUUUACUAUUAUAUAUUAUAUAUAAAUUAUAUCUUAUGUAUAAAUUAACAUUAUAGAAUGUAUAGAAUUAAUACAUAUAUAUUAAUAACUAAAAUAUAUGUAAUAUACAUGUAUAUUUACAAUAUAAAUUUCAUGUAUUGAAUAAUUAA